Molecule: messenger RNA, 1500 nt
Organism: Chenopodium quinoa (quinoa)
Lineage: Eukaryota; Viridiplantae; Streptophyta; Magnoliopsida; Caryophyllales; Amaranthaceae
Product: 50S ribosomal protein L18-like
Exons: 2
Coding region: 846-1190 (114 amino acids)
Biological process (GO): translation
Cellular component (GO): ribosome
Molecular function (GO): structural constituent of ribosome; 5S rRNA binding
Source: RefSeq, a predicted model, not a curated record
AUAAUUACCCAAUUCAAAUACUCAUUUGUAACCCUCAAUUUCAAAAAACAACACUAACAAAGGUAAAGACUUACAUCCUCAGCGUCGAAUCACAAUUCUCUUGCGCAUCCAUGGCCAACUUCGCCAUCUUCCCCCAAUGCUUCAACUAGAUCGACACCCAAAAUGUCGGCUAACGGAUUUCUCAUCCUGAUAAUCUACUUCACCACAAAUUAUUUGCAAUUUGGUCUUGAGAAUUGAAGAUUUUGGGAACAAUGAUGUCGCCAUGAACUGUUCAUGAGCUUGCUUUCAUUCCCAUUUUUUUUUUCUUUUUCAAUCUCUUACUGCCAAAAGUAGGAGUGAGAUCACAUUUUUAAUUCCCGCUUCUUUUUUUCAUCCCGUUUUGCUUUCACUAUACCGUUACAAGCAUGACCCGCUUUCCUUCGCCACAGUUCAUUUUAAUUUCACAAUUGUCAUCCUAUACCCUUCUUCGCCGAUAGUUACUAUGCACCAAUAGUUAUCCGUCAUUCUUCAUCUUCUAGUCGAGCCACCAUUACUAGCUAUUAAUUCGAAGAAUUGCGCUUUAAUUUACAAGCAUAAUGAUGUAACACAGUUUAGCUUUAACAUCAGAUACGUGGCUCGGUACAAUUGCUUUGACCCAGGCCUGUUCCUGUUCCAUUGAACGGGCCUAGCUGAGAGUUCUACAUUCUGUUUAUUCUAUUGCUGUAGCUGCAUGAGUGGUGAUUCGGGAAGAAAUUUUUCAUAUUCAUUGAAUGUCAUAACCUCUUUUCAGUCCCCAGAAAAUUUAGUGAUUGUAAAUUUUAUACUGGUAAUCUGGUAAUGAGUAGCACAGUUUAUUGCAGGACAAGAUGGUGAUCCCUCCACCGGUCAGAGCUCCAAGAAUCAUAGAGUUUUUGAAGCCAUACAUGCUAAAAUUGCACUUCACGAACAAAUUUGUUCAUGCUCAAGUCAUUCACUCUCCAACAGCGACAGUGGCUGCUUCUGCAAGCUCACAGGAAAAGGCCUUGAGAUCAAACAUGGGCAUCACGCGUGAUGUGGCUGCUGCUGCAAAAAUUGGGAAGAUUCUUGGGGAGCGCUUGCUUGUUAAGAACAUUCUUGCUGUUUCAAUGUUCUUGAAGAGAGAACAGAAGUAUCAUGGUAAGAUCAAAGCAGUGGUUGACAACAUGAGAGAAGCCGGUGUGAAAUUACUUUAAAUUGUAACAGAAGACAGAAAUACUUAAUAUACAGAUGACAUUAGGCUUCUAGAGGUUUGAUAUGUCUCAAGCAGCUCUUCCAUAGGGAGAUGCAAAAGAACAUGUCUUAAUCCCUAUUAAUGAAGUUUAGAUAUCUGAUUCGAGCAUACGUGUUCUCUUUCAGACAUUAUGGGCAAAUAUUGAAAUGUGGCUACCUGGCUAUGUUUUGGCCCAUGUGCUGUGAUAUCAUUGGCAAGCUUGAUCUCUUUUUCCCUGUUUCCUCUGUGUUGAAUAAAGAAAAGAAGUAUGAAAAUUUGCAGAACUUGGCUCA